Molecule: messenger RNA, 6393 nt
Organism: Oreochromis niloticus (Nile tilapia)
Lineage: Eukaryota; Metazoa; Chordata; Actinopteri; Cichliformes; Cichlidae
Gene: wbp1
Product: WW domain binding protein 1
Exons: 4
Coding region: 199-1053 (284 amino acids)
Source: RefSeq, a predicted model, not a curated record
ACAGCGCCCCCUGCUGUCCAAGCCUGCGCACCUUUUCGCCUCAGUACCGGCGCUGUACCUCAGAUUGAGAACAACAAAAACAUGUCCGAGAGGUUGAACCGUUACUAGCUACAGCCGACUGCUGUCACCGCAACAAGUCGUCAAUUCGACGGACUGCUAUAUGAUUCCCGUCGUGACAACGGCCGACAACCCAGAAAGAUGGCACAGAAAGCACUGGGAUCCAUUGUUGGUCUUCUUUGCACCGGGACCUAUCUUGUGCAGGGGAAGGAGUUCUGUUUUGGGGUAAACAAUGAGCAGUACCGCUGUGAGAUGGGGUACUGCUGUGGUGAAACAGAGUGCUGCACUUACUACUAUGAACUCUGGUGGUUCUGGUUGGUAUGGACCUUAAUCAUCAUGCUAAGCUGCUGUUGUGCCUAUCGACACCGGAGGGUUAAAAUGCGUCUUCAGCAGGAGCAGCGCCAGCGUGAGAUCAGCCUCAUGGCCUACCAAGGAGCCUCCAGCUCCUUUAUUUCACCUCCACCUCUCAAUUUAAGAUUUUGGAAUGACUGCAAGCUUCCUGACUAUGAAGAGGUAGUUGGCCACCCUCCGACACCUCCUCCUCCUUACUCUGAAAACCCUCCUGAGUGUACCCCUGUAGUCGUUCCACAAGUGAACCAGCCGGACGCUUCUUCUGCGCUGCAACCCCUCACCGAGGCUGAGCCGAGGGUGGACUGUCAGGCCUCCGGUUCGUCAUCAGACCAGGAGGCGGUGUUGCUCCCAAUCCAAGUACAGUGUGCGGCAGAGGAGAAUGUAGAGGCGGCAGAGGAGGAUGAGGAGCUUGUGACUCGGCGUCGGCACGUGACCGGCGACUCAGGGAUUGAGGUGUGCGUUUGCCAGCUUGAUGUAGACGAAGGCUCAGGGCUUGAGGAGGAAAGCGAAGAGGAGCAGCGUAUGUGUAAGGUCGCCGGGAGGGACUGCUGCUCCGCCCCCCAACAGCAAACCUUAAGACAGAAGGAGCACGCCUCAGAGCUGCCUAGCCAGACUAGCACCAGCAAUGGAGACCACAUGGUGUGAUCCACAGCGUAACUAACCAGCCAACCGGUGCAGCUUCAUCAUCACCACAGGGAGACCGUCUUGUGUUUUAAUUCUCUAAACUAACUAACUUAGACAUGACAUCUAGGUGAUGAUGAUAAUGAUAAAUAAUCCUUAAUAGCUCCUGAUUAGGAAAAAUCAUUGUAAUGUGUGGACAAUUUUUUUUUUUCUUUGCUUUUCUAAUUGGGGAGCAAACAAUCAUGUGUUGUAGCCCCAUUAGGUGUUUUUAUUUAGUACUAACCAUGAGAAAGCUAUUGGAUGGUUAGAAGACAGCAGUUGAUUGUGAUCGAAACCAGAAUUGACGUCAUUGUGACUCUCCUUUAGCCCUGCUGUCAUAUUUCAGGCCUUGGUCAAAACAUCUCCAACCAUCCUUCCUGUCUAACAUUUUAUCUCCGGUGGAGGCGAUCAUUCAGGAGCAUAUCAACGCAGUCAGCUGCAUUCCUCUCGUAUCUGCCCCCCCCCCAGCAACAACUAAGCAGAGGAAGCAGCAGCAAACAUCUCGAAACUGUAGGAUGAGACUGGAUGAAAUCAACAAGAGAUUAUUUUUAAUUUUCCCCAAAGCUCUGUGCGUGCAAGACUGCGGCCUCUGCUGUGAAAUCCAGGCACAGCUGCGUAGUGAUGUCACGUCUGAGGUCAUGAUAACCAGCAUCUGGUGUGAAGACUUUGGGACUCGAGCGAGGAAGGCCGUACACUCACGGAAAGAGUAAAGAGUUUAGUUCAUUCUUAGGAUGCUGAAUGGCACACGAACCCCCCUUUUUAGACGACUUUCUCCUCACCCUUUGUGUAGUCUCCUCGGCCAUGUCACCAACAGUCAGCAUGACAUUUGGGAUACUCAGCAUUUCAGCGGUUUAUGGAUUGUGUGCAUGUAAUCUCACUCUGGUUGUAGAUUGCAUUAAAUCCAUAGUAGUGAUGCCACCAAACUUAUUACUUAAUAAAAAAGCCUUGCGGUGGCUCUGUAUUGCCAUGCUCAGUGUGUAGUUUGGAUGUUGAUAUAAAAGAAUGCGGUUUUCAUUUCGUACCCAGCUGUGCUUCAGUAAAUGCCACAGGUGUCACUUUUAAUUGCAACAAAGCUCCAAACAGGGGCUGCUGGAGUGCGUCGUAGUAGCGGUUGUAAUGCUUGGGUGUUUCAGUGCAGUAGGGCAAUGUUGAGAUGUGUGUCUGUUUGUCUUUCAAAGUGCUGUGUUGCCUGGUUGAAAAGACUGAGGUGAGGUUACUAUUAAAAGCACUGGUGUUUUGCAUGAGGCAUGGUUUAUGUGUUUAUAUAUGAGCUCAUUUGUAUCCUGGGAGGAGAUGUGGAUCGCUUUUGGGGUUGUGUAAGAAAGAAAUCAUCAGCCAAAUCAAACAUGCGGAACUACCCGCCUGUGGCGACCCCCUUGUGAAUAAGGGGACUGACGAAAGUACCGUUUUAGAAUUUUUUAGUACUUGUGCUACUUGCUUUGCUUAUUAUUUUGUUGCAGUAAUAAUGACUGCACAGGUUUGAGCCCCGAUGUCGGGGAAAAGAAAGGGACUGAGGUUUAACAUUAGCUGUCUGGAUCUAAUAUUUUUGUGUUGUUUUGACCGUGUGCGCCAUGCCGUGCUGAUAGCUUGUUAGCUCAGGCUGCCUUGGCUCUCUAUCUGGCCCCUGUAACUCUUGGCAGUGUGAGGGGAUUUGCAGUGGUAUUUUCCAUUGGCAGCAGAGGGCCCGGUGCAUUAGCAGGUUGAGAUGGAUGCAGGCUGUCCUCUGCAGUCAAUUCGGUGUUGGCACAGCAGCCAAAUCUAUUGUGACUGACUGCAUGCUGCUUGUGCCGCACACCGUGCAGUUUGUGUUUAGAACAUAGCCAGUCAAACCGGUUGUAGUCAGAUUUAGAAAUUCUUGUCUGUGCAAGAUGAGCAGUAACUGAUAAGUUAGCAAAUAUUUCAUUAAGAGUUUAUUUUGGAACAACGGUGAAUAACUUUUUUCUGCUCUGAUAGCACGUGUCCAAACGGACACAGUGUAGAGACUCAGGUCAGUCAGUCUGCUUCACACGCGCACUCACCAAGUCCUGCUUCCAUUUGGCCUUUAUCACCAGUAAACGUCUCGGUGCAGUACUCUAUGUUCUAGAUGAUUUCACCAAGGGUAACAAUAGUUCACAUGCACUCUCUUGUCUGUCUGUUGCUUCACAAUCUUCACAUGUGUUUAAUUUUUCCUUUAAAUACCAUAGAGUUAGAAGACAUUUCCAUCUGGCAAAGUGGGGAACAAAAGGCUAGCAUUUCAAGCUUCCUGGUUAUAUUUAUGCAGCUUUGCGUGCCUCUUUAUUUUCAGUGCUGAAUGAACUCUGACAAGGACACAUUUGAACUGAAAAUUGUUGGCCCUGUUAGCAGAACACGACACUUGAGUUCUGUGCACAAAUAUGUAAUUUUAGGCAGCUCUGUGGCUCAUGAAUCAGUUUCGUUUUUUCCCCCACCUAGCAGCAGCCUGUUCUGGUUGUGGCUGUGCAUGCUACAAAAAAAGAAAACAAGUGGGCCACUGCGUCAGGCGUGUGAGAGCAGAAUGAAAAUAUGUGAAUGCACAGCUGCCUGAAAUUUCAUAUUCAUUUAAACAGGCGUCUUUAAACUUGCUGCGAUGCCGUUAUACAAGAUUAAAUAGAGGUUUGCAGUCCGUGUGCUGUGCGGUCGAGCCGGUGCUUUAACAUGAAGCCAUACUAACACGACAGCGACCUUAUCAGAGAGGCAGUCACACUGUGAGCAUGGCUGCACACCCAUUAGCAUAAAUGAUAAUAGACAUUUUGUUUGCCAACACACCUCGAGCUGCCUUGGUGCAUUUCUACAGAGCAAAUGUCUUGAUUAAGGAGCUGCACAAUUAAAUAUAAAUUAUAACCUCUGUGUGCGGAAGCAGAUGUGAUACUGCCUUAAAAAGUAGAUUCAUAGUCAGGUUUUUUUUCCUAUGGUAACAUUUGUGUUUGAAGCAUGGUUGCUGUAGCUAGAAUAUACAUUUCUGAGAAAAGUGUGCUUGUGUCUUAGAAAAGGAUGUGGUUGAUAAACAUUAAAAAGCCACAAGAUUUGAACUGUUCUGUACAGCGUUGUUACCGGAGGGGCGGUUGUGGUGACUUUAAAAUCUGUGUGUAGUUAGCUGUGGCACUGACGGAGUACGUUCAGACCACGUAGUUUGUGCUCAGUCUGUUUUAGGUUUUUUUCUCCUCUCUUUGAGGUGGCUGUUGGUUUAGUUAGUGAAAUAUACUCAUUUGAAAGCAUGAGAAGAGUAGAAAAUGUCCUUGUUCGUGUUUUCUAUGGCUUGUUUUCCAUUUGAAGGAUAAAAACUGAGUUUCUGAGUUUUUCCAGAAAGAGUUUCUUUUUGUUUGUUGCUAAGGUGGAUCUUUUCUUAUUUGUAUACAUAUUUAGGGUAAUAAUAGAGCAGGGCAGGUGGGUGGUGGGGUUAGGGAAUGAAGAAGGGAAUAUGGGUUUCUUCUGUGCAGGAGUGAACUGGAGGUCCGUGGUUUUCCCCCAUUGCCAAACAACUGCUAUGCCUCGCUGGUUUUCACAUGUUUACUGAGAGUAAGGGCUAUAUCGGUCAAGUCCACCCAUUUCAUCGAGCGAUUCACCUGUUCUGCGCUGUUCUUUAAAAGCCACCAAUGCCAAGGUCCGCUAUCUGAACGCGGUCAGAAGCGAGUCACGUGAUCACCGUUUGGACUUGGCUGUCUCGUGAUGUUGCGGUGGAGCUUGUAUUUAUCUAAUAGCUGAUUGUAUACGACCACAUAUGUUUGUUUUAUAGGCUUUAACUUUGCCUUCUUGUUUUGUCGACCUCAACAGAGAUCCGUGAUGCAGCGUAACCCACUGAUCCCCACCCUCCCACCCACACACACACACACACACACACACACACACACACACACACACACUCAGACACACACACACACUCACACUCCUCCGCUCCCCCAAACCAGCGGCAUGUUCUGCUCCGUCGGCCGUUUAUGGGCUGCAACUCCACCACCCUCCACCAGGCUGCGUCUCGAUAACAGAAAGUGUAGCCAACACUGUAGCUGCUCGUUUUAUUCUCAGCUGCACCGUUCCUCAGAUUGUCGACAGAGUAAACGUACCAAAGCCUUCGCCGUCCUCACGCUUCACGGCUCAUCACUGUUUCGUACUCUCAGGGUUACCUCUAGCGAGCAGUUUGAAAUCGACACCUUUUUCAACCGCGAGUCUCAUAAAGCCAAAGCAACUGUUUUGCUUUUAUUACUGUCUUGAUAUUUCGUCUCUGCAUCACGUAUCUCUGUGAAACGUACUGAUCUAGGCUAUGCAAAAACAUGAACUUACUGUUAUAUGCUGCGACCCCCCCUGCCCCUGUUUUACAGUCUCUCUGUCGUUUUCUUUGUGGGCACCAGUACAAGCAAUAUAACUCUCAGUACUUGUGACACUGCACUAUACUGUAAUCUACUUCGGUUGGUCUGUGUUUUAUCUAUUUGUUUAAGAAAAACUGUUUAAAAAGAAAGAAAAAAUACUUGUAAUGCUACUACAGUGAUGUGGGGAGUGUCUAUUGAGGGGCUUGAGUUAAAAUGCCAUUUUAGUUUUUAAAUAUAUAUAUAUAUAUAUAUAUAUAAAUAUAUAUACCAUUUCCCCUCUUAUUUUUUGGCUUUUUCUCUCUGCUUUUCAACCACUAACACUUCUGCUACAAACUUACAGAUGAAACACGUUUAGUUGAGUAUGCUGAAAGAGUCGAUUAUAAUAUUAUUAUUAUUAUUAUUAUUGUUAUUAUUUGGUCUGUUUGACACUUUUCUGUCCCUCAACUUUUUGUUUUCCAUCUUCAUGAAAUUACAGGCUAAAUAUGUAAACAUGCCUUUAAUCCUCAGUUAAUACAGCACCACAGUUUUUUAUCUAUAUCAUACACAUGAAAGACCUCAACAUGGAACACAGUCAGCUUGGAUCAGACCAGCCAUUAUUAGUAAUACUUUGCUGAGCCCUCAACACUGUACUGAAAACAAUUCAGUGUGAUUGUGUCCAUCAAACCUGUGAACUGUACUAUUUGUUUUUCUCAACCAUAGAUUAUACCAAACAGAUGGGAGGCACAUGUCUUUGAGCUGUGUGAUUUUUCUUUGUUUUAUUAUUUUUUUGCCAAAAUGGGAAACAUCCACUUUUGAGAGGGAAGGCAUCUAUUUAAAAAAAAAAAGCAACUUGACUCUUUCUACAUUGUUUUCCUAAUAACUUAAAAAGAAAAGAAAAAAGCCAAAAUAAGUAAAAUAGAAAAACAAUAAGCACUGACUGACAGACAAAAAAUGCUUUGGUUUUGUAAGAAGUCUGCUGUGUACUCUUUGGGUCAUCAUUUGUAUUUUAUUUUUUUAAUAAAACAAACAUUGGCGCUCUGCUGAUCGA